AUGACUUCCCAGUCACUGAAUUCCAAGGAAAGCCAUGAACCAUCAGGUGCCCAAGGUAAGCAGACUGAACUCGACCCUCUCACGUUCAAACGUUUGCAACAACUAGUAUUCCACUUAACACAGUCUGACGAGCUUGCAGAGUGGCAGCUCCCAGGAUACGAUCGAUUGAUGGGAAAAUCACGCACGUCAAACAUGGCUCAGCCAGCCUCCCUUCCCAAAAACCCUCCCCGUAAUGAGACACAGAAACAAGCACCUCCAGGCCAACCUCAGCAACUCUCUACCCCCCGCAAUGGCACAUCCGUCAGGGGCGUGAUAGGACAGACAAGAGCUGCGAGUCGUCCCUCGAGAGUGCGUGGAAGCCCUGGAGGGAGACAGCUUGCCACACCCCGCAAUUCAGGUCAUUUCUUCAAGGACUCGCCGGCCAAGGCGAAUUGGAGGAACGGUCUUCAACCGAACGUUCUUCCAAGGUUCUUUGGAUCGGCGAGAAGAAUUACUUCUGGCAGAGGCUCCCACAUUACUCAGGGCCGUCACGAAGUCUUCGAAGAGAUUAGCAAGAAAACGGGUGCAUUCGUGAAACCGCCUGCUUACACUGACCAAGUAGCAGCUGCCAAAGAUGAACUUCAACGCAUUAUUGCAAAGUGCAAUGGAUACUCUGCUUCCGCACCCAAGAAGAAGCUUGAAUGGGCCAAAAUCUAUGCACACUCUGUCAAUAAGGAGGCAGAUGUUGAGCUGAAUGAAAGACGGGAAUCCAUACUACAGCAGCUUAGAAAAGCUCCAGAGGAUCCUUCAGCAUUCCCCGAGCAGUUGCUCUUCCUUUGGCCGAGAGAAGGGCCGCCCCUCCUUGAUUCCCUCGGACCUCAACUGGAAGUCCUGGAUGUCAUGAGGGCCAGAUUUGGCUGUCAUUUGUUCGUCCCAAGUGGCAUGCCUAACUAUAUCUGCGCACUGGGCCAUAGCCAAGGUACGAUGAAACAGCUUGUGCAUCGUCUCAGGACCAAAUGGACUGAGCUAGUAGCCAACAGCAACGUCAAAUCCAAAGUCUAUGUGGUAGAACCUCCUGCCCCGAAACUGAUGAAAGAGGGUAUUGUGAUCAAGCGCAGCAAGCAGUUUGGAAAGCCUUUUCUUGAUGGGGCCCACCCUAAAGACCUGGAGCAAUGGGAAAUUCGAGCCGCUCUGAUACAGUCCAAGAACAAUGCGCGUCUGCUUAGUGCGGUCGAGAGAUCUCUCGGAGGUGUUGCCUUUGUCCGCGGGCAUUUGCGCAUGCGUAUCAACCUUGGCUCGUUCGUGCUUGACGAAUAUCGUCUCCCAAAGGAUGAUCAGCCCUCAUAUUCGUUUGAAGAGUUUAGGGAAAUGCUGCUGCAUGAGCAGACAAAGGGUCGCUUGAUUCCAGGACUGAAAAUUGGGAAAGAUCAGCUCCUUGCGGAAUGCUUCGGAGCUACCGAUAUCCUUGAGCAUCUGGAUGGCACUUCCGGUAUGCUUAAAGCGGCUGAACCAGCCUUCUCGGUGAAUUUCGAGUUCUUGGGGUCUAACAAUGCCCUGCUUCGACUCGAGGCGGAGUUCGCCAAAAGUCCUGGUGCCUUUGAGUAUGAAAUCACUCAAAGGAGAUGGCUGAGGCCUCGCGGAGGUGGUCGGUCUGCCGACAAUCAGUCCCCCCUCCAAAUAGGAGCUAUUGGAUUUGAGAGAUCUGAUUGGCAGCUCGAAAUCAAAGCUCUUGAAUUUUACGAGACGUCCUCCAUCGAUGCUGCUCUGAAAUUGUUCUCGCAUUCAAUCAACUUUCGACGUACAGCAAACAUAGACGAUAUCUCUGCAAAGCCCCAGAGAAAAGUGCUCUUCCCGCACUCUGCUCCUGUGGCCAGAUUCGUGGAAAAGACUGCCAUCCGUUAUCGUUUGAAGGGUACGAAGUACAUUCUAGAGAUUGCUCGUUAUGAUGAGUAUAGUCGCACAACCGUCCCGGCUUACCGCGGUCAGAAUCCACCUACCGUCAUCGGUGCAAUUUCAGAAGUCCCUUCUACGUCUUGGGGAGCCUCGAUAUUUGAUCCCAACUGGGACAACCUACUCGGACAACACGCCAAUCUUCCUGUUGGACACACCGCAAGAUAUACUCCUACUUUAAGCACAUUUUUUCCGCCUAAGGAGCAGACUGCUGCAGGCAAGUGCGUCGGAUUCUGGGAACUCAUCGAUUUGGUGAGGCAAGUCGCAGGCCUCUUUGGUACAUCCACGGCUCCUUCCGAAGACUCACAACCUCAAAAUCCAAAAAGCCCGAAGAGUGAUAAGUCGGGCGAUAUCACUGCUGCACGUCAGCGCCGUCAGCAGAUCAACAUCGGUCCUCAAAAGCGGGUCUUGCUAGAGGCAGAUCUCGGCACCUUGUUCUGA
This is a messenger RNA of Aspergillus clavatus NRRL 1, 2370 nucleotides long. RefSeq lists its product as uncharacterized. Lineage: Eukaryota; Fungi; Ascomycota; Eurotiomycetes; Eurotiales; Aspergillaceae. The record is from RefSeq and is a predicted model, not a curated record. The coding region runs from base 1 to 2370 and encodes 789 amino acids. The transcript has 6 exons.